Messenger RNA from Cicer arietinum (chickpea), 1303 nucleotides. Its product is annotated as ras-related protein RABA1f. NCBI's taxonomy places the organism in Eukaryota, Viridiplantae, Streptophyta, Magnoliopsida, Fabales, Fabaceae. Gene Ontology annotation, molecular function: GTP binding; GTPase activity. The record is from RefSeq and is a predicted model, not a curated record.
CCAUUUAAUUCCAGCUUUGAAUGCUUCUCCUCCUCCCUCCUCUCUUUCUUUUUCUUUCUGUAAUCAUAAACAACAAUUAAACCAAUGCAUCUCUCUCUCUCUCUCUCUCCAAUGCUGAAAUUUGAAAUAAUUCCCUUUCCUUAAAUUUCUAAACCCCUUCCAUACUUCAAAUCCACCGCCAUAUAAGAGACACAAAAAUGGGUGCGUACAGGGCCGACGACGACUACGACUACCUAUUUAAGGUGGUUCUGAUCGGAGACUCCGGCGUCGGUAAAUCCAACCUCUUGUCACGAUUCACCAAAAAUGAAUUCAGUUUGGAAUCUAAAUCCACCAUUGGUGUUGAAUUCGCAACACGCAGCAUACACGUCGAUGAUAAGAUUAUAAAGGCACAAAUUUGGGAUACCGCAGGACAAGAAAGAUAUCGAGCGAUCACAAGUGCAUAUUAUCGAGGCGCUGUCGGUGCAUUGCUUGUGUAUGAUGUUACAAGGCAUGUAACUUUCGAAAACAUGGAGAGAUGGUUAAAGGAACUUCGGGAUCACACAGAUGCCAACAUUGUAAUUAUGCUUGUGGGGAACAAGGCUGAUCUUCGUCACCUGCGUGCCGUGUCCACUGACGAUGCUAAGGCAUUUGCUGAAAGAGAAAAUACGUUUUUUAUGGAAACGUCUGCGCUCGAGUCUUUAAAUGUCGACAAUUCUUUCACAGAAGUGCUCACUCAAAUAUAUCGAGUUGUUAGUAGGAAGACUCUCGAGAUUGGAGAUGACCCUGCUGCCUUGCCCAAAGGACAGACAAUCAAUGUUGGCAGUAGAGAUGAUGUUUCAGCUGUUAAAAAGGUUGGAUGCUGUUCGGCGUAGUUUGAGUGAUAAUAGAAACGAAAUGAAAGUCUUCACAACAAACAGUAUAUCUAUCUGUGAAUGAGUCAACCAUUCCUCAGUAUUUAGGAUCCAUGUGAAAUGUUUUAAUACCUAAGCUUUCUUUUUUGUAUUUUUUCCCACAUGUUUUGUCGAGUUAUUAUUUUGCCACUUUUUUUACUAAGUGUUGUUUGGUCAUAGGGAUUAUAUCAUUUUACCCUUAGAUGUAAGAAAGUACACUGUAUUAAAUGAAAGGGAUAUCCUGUCACUAGGUUGUUCAGAAGUUACAAUACUUGUUACUCUUCCUCUAAUUUUCUUUACCACUGGAAAAAGAAAAGUUCUUUUGAUAGAGACGAGUAUUGUUCAAUCCUGAAUUUGUAAUGUGCAUAUACUGCUUAAUGCUGUUCUGAUGUAAAACUAUCAACUUAAUCUUUAUAACGUUUUUGUUAUUGGCA